Oncorhynchus keta (chum salmon) is the source of this 3574-nucleotide messenger RNA. RefSeq names its product retinol dehydrogenase 13-like. The transcript is spliced from 8 exons. The coding region runs from base 496 to 1293 and encodes 265 amino acids. NCBI's taxonomy places the organism in Eukaryota, Metazoa, Chordata, Actinopteri, Salmoniformes, Salmonidae. The record is from RefSeq and is a predicted model, not a curated record.
GAACAGUGUUUGGGUCCGCUGUUUUAUUGAAGAACCAUGUUACUGGAGGCCCUUGUCCCAGUAAGGCUAAAAUUCCAGGGAAGACAGUGGUCAUAACAGGAGCCAACACUGGGAUUGGUAAAGAGACAGCCAAAGAACUGGCCAAGAGAGGUACAGAGAAUUAGGCUACAUCAUAGCGACAACUAACCACUUAUUUUACGCAAGGGCUUAUUAGUAGGCUACAGAGCACCUAUUUAGACAAUGCAAUUAUAUUCCAUUUUGGUCACUGUGUAAGGGAUCUCGUCCUCCUCUUCUGAGGAGGACUAGCGAGAAGGAUCGGAGGAUCAAUUUGCAGCAUGAUGAACGUGGUACCUUCGGGCAUUUGGAAAUUGCUCCCAAGGAUGAACCAGACUUGUGGAGGUCUACAAUAUUUUUUCUAUAGUCUUGGCUGAUUUCUUUUGAUUUUCCCAUGAUGUCAAGCAAAGAGGCACUGAGUUUGAAGGUGGUCGAAUCAUUAUGGGGUGCAGGGAUAUGGAGAAAUGUGAGGCGGCUGCCAAAGAGAUCCGGGGGCAGACACUGAAUCCUCAUGUUUACGCACGCCACAUAGACCUGGCCUCCAUCAAAUCCAUCCGCCAGUUUGCAGAGAGUGUCAACCAAGAGGAAAAGCAUGUGGAUGUGCUGAUAAACAAUGCAGGCGUAAUGAGAUGUCCAGCAGGGAAGACAGAGGAUGGGUUUGACAUACAGUUUGGAGUGAACCAUUUAGGUCACUUCUUGCUGACCAAUCUGCUGCUGGAAAAGCUGAAGGACUCUGCCCCUAGCAGAGUGGUCAACCUGACCUCUCUCGCCCACAUCGUCGGGGAGAUCGAUUUCAACGACCUCAACUGGGACAAUAAGAAGUUUGACACCAAACGGGCCUACUGCCAAAGCAAACUCGCCAACGUUCUAUUCACAAGAGAACUGGCCCAAAGGCUAGAAGGUACUGGGGUCACUGUGAAUUGCCUACACCCUGGGGUUGUUGCCACAGAGCUGGGGAGACACACUGGCCUCCACCAAUCGCAGUUCUCCAGCUCAGUGCUCAGUCCGUUCUUCAGCCUCCUGGUGAAGGGGCCAGAGCUGGGGGCACAGCCUAGUGUCUAUCUGGCCGUGGCCGAGGAGUUGGAGGGGGUUACGGGCUGCUACUACGACGUCAUGAUAGAGAAGGAGCCAGCACCCAAGGCCCUCGACCAGGAGGUGUCCCGGAGGCUGUGGGAGGCCAGUGCCAGGCUGAUGGGGCUGGAGCAGGCAGCAUCAGCAGCAGUGCCAGCCUCCAAAUAGGGCCCAAGAGAAGCCCAGCACAGACCCAGACACAAAGAUCAUAGCCAAGCACUCACUGUCAGUGCUUGAGCAAACAGGAAUGAACCCUGGAGUAUGAGCCCUGAUAUGGAAAGAAGUCCUAGUGAAUGGUUGACUUUGCAUAGGUGCCAUUUUCUCUUGACAAGAGCAUGUACAAUAUGAAAUCGGAGCUAGCUGGAGAUUUCGAUUAUGGCUCGUGAGACAUAUGCAUAUGCUACAGACUAAUGCUUGAUUUCACCUGCUUGUCCAAUGUCCAUACAUCUGGAGAUGUUAUCGAGGCAAUGAUACAGAAGUGACUUGUCCAACAGCACAGUGAGUGUUGGCUUACAGCCAGAAGAGGACUGGCCACCCCACAUAGCCUGGUUUCUUCCUAGGUUUUGGCCUUUCUAGGGAGUUUUUCCUAGCCACCGUGCUUCUACACCUGCGUUGCUUGCUGUUUGGUGUUUUAGGCUGGGUUUCUGUACAGCACUUUGAGAUAUCAGCUGAUGUACGAAGGGCUAUAUAAAUACAUUUGAUUUUGAUUUGAUACAAUAGGUUCCAGAGGGAGCAGGUUUUCAUUCCAACCAAUGUCAAGUUAUAUUUUAAUGAAUAAUUAUGGAAACCUUUCAUGCCCAGAUACUCUUGAGAUGGAAAUCACUGUUAUUAAAACAGUUGUAAUGUGUUAUGAACUGAACACACAGGCUCAAGUUCAUUGCAUGUAUUGUAAUGAGUAAAGUAUAAUGUUGCCUCAUCUGGCCAUGACAAGGCUCAAGGGAAAUGGUUCCCCUGUCAUAUUAUUUUUUACAUUUUUAACAUUUAUUUAACUAGGCAAGUCUGUUAAGAAAAAAAUAUGAUUUACAGUGACGGCCUUCUCCGGACGACCACGGGCCAAUUGUGCGCCGUCCAAUGGGACUCCCAAUCACAGCUAGAUGUGAUACAGCCUGGAUUCGACCCUGGGACUGUAGUGGAGCCUCUUACACUGAGAUGCAGUGCCUUAGACCACUGCGCCACUCGGGAGAAGCAGUUGCUUAUCAUUGAUUAUACUAUUAUUCACUGAGCUAAUCUAACAAUACUAGAGUGAAAGUCGGAAUCAGAAAAGUGGAAACGCAAUAAUGAGAUACCUAGAGUCGCAUUAUAGAUCCCAAACUUUAAAAAUAUAUAUAUUCUCGGAUUUCUCCCACAAGACAUGAUUAAGAUAAGCACAUACUGUGGAAUCUGGAGCUGUAUUUAUGCUUUAACCCUGUCAUGUUUGUUUGGGCUGGUUUAUGUAUUAUUAAUCGUUUGUGAGGAAGAGGGUUAGCAUUCUACAGGCUUUGCUAGUGUUUUAAAAACUGUAAAAUGCCAAUUACCACCACCUGGUGGUGAGCUAUCAAACUAUGAGGGCAACACAUUUUGACCACUUAUGUAAUGAAGAAAAUGGAGACCAAAGAAAACAUUUCUUAACCCCCCCCCCCCACAGAGCUUCUGCAAGCUUUGACUGCAUACACCAAAAAUAUGUUACUUACAUGUCUUGAUGUUUUCCUGUAGCUGCAUUGUUGCUUUAUAACAACACAUCACCUCACUAUCUGGAGUCAGAAAACUGUUGAUAAAACUGUCCAGGCUGGCAUGCAUUAAUGGAGACUGUUGGCAUACACACAGCCUAAGUGCUUUGGAUAUAUUAGCCCUGAACUAUCUGAGGGAUCCAUUUCACAGGGCUCUUCCUGUCAAUAAAAUCCCUAAAUUCAGAUUGAGAGAAAGACAUCCACCAUCUGAAUGUACUCUGAUGAGCAUCGAUCCCUGGAAACUAAUACCGUUCACCAGCCAAAUCUGGUGUCAGUUUACCAGCAAUGACACUCCCUGGUGCCACCCUAAAAAGCUGAGGGUAAUGGGAGAUCAAGGGUUUUCCACAUCCCUCUGAUUUGGAAAAGCAGGUAAUGUUUUAUAAAGUGGAAUACCAGAAAGACUUUAACUUAUGGUUGUGAAGGGCCAUAAAAGAGACACUGUUAUUGCUCUCCCUAAACAUGCACAGAUACAUUUAGAUUAUAAAAAACAAAAUUAUAAUGGCCACCUAGAAUAUGGUGUUAUGGAAACACUUUUGACAAUGAAAACAAUGACCUUUUUGUUUCUGUAUCUUAUCUGAAGGUUCUGCAGUGAUUUAUUCAUUCUUGCCUUGUGGUAGAAUUUAGAAACAUGUCUAUCAUGUCUGUGUGAGCCUUGAGGCAUUUGUAUACUGAACAAAAAUGUAAACGCAACAUGUUUUGGUGCUAUGUUUCAUGACCUGAAAUAAAAGAUUACAGACAUUUUC